Messenger RNA from Indicator indicator, 1509 nucleotides. It is a transcript of the gene ISM2, whose product is annotated as isthmin 2. Bases 1 to 1509 code for a protein of 502 amino acids. NCBI's taxonomy places the organism in Eukaryota, Metazoa, Chordata, Aves, Piciformes, Indicatoridae. The record is from RefSeq and is a predicted model, not a curated record. The transcript is spliced from 6 exons.
AUGCCUGUGAUUAGAGGGAGAGUCCUGCUCAUCCUCGGCUUCGUCUGCCUGACAACUUUCCUGGCUGCCGUGAGAGGACUGCCCGUGAGGAAAGAGCGCAGCAACAGCCCAAAGGAGAGAAGCUCUAAGCUGGCGGAGGUCUCUGCCUCAUCCAACCCCCAUUUGGCAGGGGACGAGGAGCUGCCACCACCAGGCAAGGCACGGGGGCUGAGGCGGAGCGGGCAGGCUGGCCUGCGGCGGCACAGGCGCCGGGGGGUGGCUCAGCAGGUAGCCAGGAGCCCAGCACUGCCCCAUCCUGACAACACCAACCAGGAGCAGAACCUACCCUUCGUGCUGGACCUGCAGAGUUUGACGGGGCUGACCAAUGUGGACCUGAGCGCCCAGAAUCCCAACAUCCAGGUGACCAUCGAAGUGGUGGAUGAUCCUCAGGCCGAGAUGGAGAUGGACUUGUUGAAGGAGACAAGCAAUGACUGGUCCCUGAUGUCCUCUGAGUGGUUGUCCCACAAAGACCUCUUCUGGCCCCUCUUCUGGGAAUACACUGACCACAGUGAGAAGGAGGAGGAGGAGGAUGAGGAAGAGGAGGAAGAGGAUGAGAAGCUGGAUGUCGGGGACAGGGAGGAGGAAGAAGAGGAUGAGGAGGAAGAGGAGGAAGAGGAAGAUUACACAGCAGAGUAUGAGGAGGAGGAGUCCAUGCUCAGCGGAGUGGGAGGUGACUGGGACCAGCAGUGGCCUGGGCAGAAGAACUGGAUCUUUAAAGAGAAAUAUAAUUAUGACUAUGAAGAUGAGGAGGAGUGGAGCCUGUGGUCCCCUUGCAGCACCACUUGUGGCAGCGGCAACCAGAAGAGGACUCGGUCCUGUGGCUAUGCCUGCACAGCAACAGAGUCAAGGACCUGUGACCUUCCUCACUGCCCUGGAGCAGAAGGGGAAAUGGUCUUCCCCACAGAAGAGGCGCCUUUCAAAAGUGACAACACCACAGAGAUCUUCAACUCAGAGGUGGACAGUUGUGAGAAGUGGCUGAACUGCAAGAGCGACUUCCUCACCAAGUACCUGAGCAAGGUGCUGACAGAUCUGCCCAGCUGCCCCUGCUCCUACCCGCUGGAGGCCGUCUACAGCGCCGUCAACCUGCAGGACGAGCAGCAGGGCAAGAGCUUCCGAUGGCGGGACGCCAGCGGCCCCAAGGAGCGCCUGGACAUCUACAAGCCGACGGCACGCUUCUGCCUGCGCUCCAUGCUGUCCCUCGACAGCACCACGCUGGCUGCCCAGCACUGCUGCUACGACGAGCACACGCGCCUCAUCACCCGUGGCAAGGGCGCCGGCGUCCCCAACCUCAUCAGCACCGAGUUCUCCCCGGAGCUGCACUACAAGGUGGACAUGCUGCCCUGGAUCCUCUGCAAGGGCGACUGGAGCCGCUACCACGCCAUCCGGCCCCCCAACAACGGGCGGCGGUGUGCCGACAACCCUGCCGAGGAGGAGUACCUCUCCCAGCUGCAAGAGGCCAAGGAGUACUAG